AUGCUUCAACUUGCAACUAAAUCUAUCUUGACCAGACGUGUAAUCAUAGGCUCGGCUGGUGUCGCCCUCAUGGCUUCCCAAAUGUUUUUCACUGGUGGGUGGUUCAACCAAAAGACCAUUUAUCCACCUACUGAUAUUACCACUCAAAAUAGAUUAUUCCCAACCUAUAUCAACAGUCAGAAUGAAUUGCAUGAUUUACUUCUUUUCAAAGAACCUCUCGUGUUGAACUUUACAUAUAUGGCUGAUCCAAAGUCUAAUAAGCUCACCCAAGCCUUGUAUAACAUUCUUGGAUAUAAGGAAAGAUACCCUUUAAAUUCCAAUACAAAUCCAGUUAACUUGGCCAGUAUUUCAUGUGACACUCCAGGUGGAAGAGACUUGAUGCUAACAUAUGGGGUCAACAAGGUUCCAUCGUUGGUUGCCUUACAUAAACAAAUCCCAACUGCAAGAUACGUUUCAAAAUCAGAUGAAAUCGAUGAGAAGGACUUGAGUUCUUGGAUUGCUGGUGUUGGCAAAUAG
[Candida] anglica is the source of this 516-nucleotide messenger RNA. NCBI's taxonomy places the organism in Eukaryota, Fungi, Ascomycota, Pichiomycetes, Serinales, Debaryomycetaceae. The record is from the annotation of a GenBank genome assembly.